Papaver somniferum (opium poppy) is the source of this 3654-nucleotide messenger RNA. RefSeq lists its product as uncharacterized. Gene Ontology annotation, biological process: DNA transposition. Lineage: Eukaryota; Viridiplantae; Streptophyta; Magnoliopsida; Ranunculales; Papaveraceae. Gene Ontology annotation, molecular function: DNA binding; zinc ion binding; transposase activity. The record is from RefSeq and is a predicted model, not a curated record. The transcript is spliced from 8 exons. Bases 1 to 3654 code for a protein of 1217 amino acids.
AUGGACUCUGACAAUGAAGUUAAAGAGGAUCAUGCUGCAGGUCUAUACAAUGUCAUCACCAAAGAAGCGACACCUUGGAUCAGAUCAGCUUACUUAGCACAAGUAGAGAAAUUAUGUGACUUAUCGAAAGUAGAUUUAUAUCGUACUUAUGAAUUUGGAUUUGAUCCUACAACAAGGGAAUACAAAAUGAUUUGCAUGUGGAGCAUAUCUGGGUAUGAGCUUCCAAAAUUGGAAGGGUACAUGGAGUACACAAUAUACGAAGACGAAGAGGAGAAUUACAAAAUGUGCGAGGCCUUGACUCUAGGCAGCGACACUGCUUGGAGAAGGAUUGAUAAGGUACCACCGUCAGAUAAGUUCUCUAAAGAUCUAUAUGGUUCCGUUUAUGCGAAUGGUUCCAUAUAUUGGAUGUAUUACAAUGAUAUUCGUCCCAUGCUAGUGGCAUUUGAUGUCGGGAGAGAGGAUUACAGAGUUAUACCAGACCUUGAUAUGAUUGGUAUUGAUCGGCCUAACUCUUAUUAUCUUAUGGAAUUGGAUGGGCAUCUAGUUAUAGUAAAGAACCCAGAUAAUCACACUGUCAAUCUUGAUCAUACAUAUUAUCCAUAUAGAGAUAUCAAUGUGUUUGUUGUGAAUAGUAAACUUAAUUUGCUAUUCCCUCACAUGGAUAGAGAUAGAAUUGACCUUAAGGAAUUUGAGAAGAUGUUGCGUGUUAAGUUGAAUCUUGAUGAAACAGAAAUUCCAAAUUUAUAUUGGACCAUAGACCCAUGUCUGCCUGAGUAUUUGGUUACAAAUGAAGACUUGUUUAAAUUUUGGGAGCAUGCUGUACCUGAUGAUAAAGGCUUCAUAUGUUUACAAAUGAGUGUAAUGAAUUCAGAAUUUAGGAAUGAUAAUGACUUCAUUAAGGCUGCAAUGGAACAACCAGUAGUAACAAUUGAUGAGACUCCUAAGAAGGCACCUAAGAGGAUUGCUAAGAAGCCAGUUUCAAAGGAAAAGUCAGUAAAGAUAUCACCUACAAGGAGAUCACCAAGGUUGCAUGCUCAAUCAAAGAAUGAAAACUCAAAUGGAGGAGCAUCUAGGAAGUUGUUGUUCAUGGAUCUGUUAAAUGAAGUGGAAUCUCAGGGUUUUUCUUGCCUAAGUCAAGCCACUGUUGUUGGUUCUAGCAGGGAUAAGGCUAAUGCAGGGGAUAAGACUGAUACAGGGGAUAAGACUGAUGCAGGGGACAAUAGUGAUGGUGAUGAUGAGGACAAUGUGGUGCUAGAGAACACUACUGUAGAUGAAUGUCACCCCAUUGAAGACCCAAAUGCUCCACCAAUCUUUGACAGUGAUGAAGAAAAUGAUAUUGAUUAUGAAGAUAUUGUCAAGACAUACAAAGUUGGAGAUGAAAGCAGUGAUUCAAGCAGUAGUGAAGAAGACAAUGAAGAAGUUUCUAAUGAUGACAAGAAUAAUGAUAAGGAUAAUGAUGGUCCUGAAGUAAAUGAUGAUAAAUAUUCCAAACCAAAGCUUGAUUACCAGAAGUGGAAAGAAAUGUUCAAUAUGCACAGUGAUGAAGAAGAAGAACCAUUAUUCCCUGUAGAAGAAGAGGUGACUCCUGUUGAUCCUACUAAGAUGGAGGUAAAGUAUGCUUUUAAUAACAAGAGUGCUUAUAAGAAACAUCUUAGGGGUUACUGUGUAAAACAUAAUUAUCAGUAUACGGUCUAUAAGAGUGACAAAACAAGAUUAAGAGUGAGAUGUAGGUUUAGGGAAGAGUAUGGCUGUAACUGGUUUGUAAAUGCUAGCAUAAAAAGGCAUGAGCCUACUUUUAUUGUUAGGAAGGUUAAUCUAGAACACACUUGUGUUGCGGAUCCAAAGAGUUUUAACAGAUCCACGGAUCCUGAGUUCGUAAAAGAUGUGGUACAUGAGAAGUUAAAGCAGACAGCUGGGGCCUUAAUUCCAAAGCCUAAACACAUUGCAAGAGACUUUUUUGUAACUCAUAACAUCAAUAUACCUUAUAUUUGUGCAUGGAAGGCUAGAAAUCUUCUUUUAGAAGAUCUGUUUGGUAAUUAUGAAGACAGCUACAAGGAUGUACCCAUCUUUUGUGCAAUGGUGGCUCAUACUAAUCCAGGGUCUGUUGCUAAAUACACUUAUGGGAAAAGAGAUAAGACAUUCAUGAGCAUGACUAUUUCAUUUGCUGCACCAAUGAGAGGAUUUCAGAAAGCUUGCAGGGGAGUCAUAGGUUUAGAUGCAUGCCAUCUAACUGGAAAGCGUGGUGGUGUUCUAAUGGCUGCAACAGCAAUUGAUGGUCAGAAUUCUCUGGUGCCUUUAGGCAUUAAGGUGGCUAAGAGUGAAACCAAGGAGAGCUGGACUGGGUUCCUCAAGGAUUUGGCUCCAGCAAUCAAUGCACAUCAUGCUGGCAGAAUUACCUUUAUUUCUGAUAGGCAAAAAGGGUUGUUGGAAUCUGUUCCAAAGGUUUUCCCUGGUGCAAGAGUUAGAUAUUGCUUCAGGCACUUGUACAAGAACUUCAAGAAGUACCACAAGGCACCAACCUUGCACAACUUAUUGUGGAAUGCAUGCAAAGCUUACAAAGUGAGGCAUUUUCAGGAGCACUUUGACAACAUAUGCAAAGAAAGUCCGGCUGCUGGUGAAUAUCUUAGGAAAGAAGAUCCAAGUACUUGGUCUAGGGCUUAUUUUGAUCCCCUUAGCUGUUGUGAGCAUAUGAAUAACAAUUUCUCAGAAUCAUUUAAUUCUAUGAGUUCUAAUAUGAGAGAUAAACCAAUAAUCCAACUAGGCAUGAUGUAUGGUCAGUUAGUAAUGGGUUUGUUAUUUAAGAGAAGGGAAGAAUCUGCUAAGUGGAAUCAAAAUGAUUUGGUCCCUGCUGCUGUUAAGUUGAUAAAUAAGAUGCUUGACUUGGUUGGGAAGUUUGAUACAGAAGGAAGUGUGGUUGGACAGGUUUAUUUGGUAACUAAUGUGUCUACCAAGAAAAUUUUCACAGUGAACAUUGUAGACAAACAAUGCACUUGUUUGCAAUGGCAGCUAAGGGGAUUCCCUUGUCAACAUGCUGUAUGUGCAUUGAAACUGCUCAGGCCAAACUGGAAAGAUUAUUGUGCUCCUUACUACUCUGUGGAAUAUUAUAGGACCAUAUAUGCAGAUGCUGUAAAUCCACUAGAAGACAUAAGUGAAUGGAACUGGGAAGAUAAGGCAUCCAUGGACAUCAACUUAAAGCCUCCUCCUUAUCAAAGAAAAACUGGAAGACCAGCAAAGAAGAGGAAGAGGAGCUAUGAUGAACCUGAAACUGUGGUGAAGAAAAGGAAAUGUGGAAAGUGUGGAUCUACUGCUGGUCAUAAUAAGAGAACCUGUGCUGGUGGUGAUGUUGGUAAAAACCCAACUGGAUUCAUGCCAAGCACCGAGUAUGAUGCUGCAAACUGCACCUUCACUAGUAGAGAUCAUCCUGAAAGUAGCAGUGCAAGGGGUAAAGCAAAGGUGAACAAAUCCAGAGGUACAUCUUCAUUUGUUGGUGAGUCAACAGGACCUAAAAACUUUGGAAGAGCACCAGCAGAACCUAGCACCCAUGGAUCUACACAAGAUGUUCUGAAUUUCAGUCAGAACUUUAUUGGUAUUGGAUCUGUUAGUCAACAUAUUCCUGUCACAAAGGGAAAGAAAAGCAAGGCUAAGAAGAAGUAG